AUGGCUACUUCACUGGUGCUCUCUGGAGCACUGGCAGCAAGUCAGGGAACUCAGAGUCUGGCAGAAAGUGUGAGGUUGGUGGAUGGUGGCAGUCACUGUGCUGGGAGAGUGGAGGUUCUUCAUAGAGGACAGUGGGGAACAGUGUGUGAUGAUAACUGGGAUAUGAGAGAUGCUGCAGUGGUGUGUAGAGAGCUGCGCUGUGGAGAGGCUGUAGAUGCAUUGAGUGAUGCUUACUUUGGAUCAGGAUCAGGCUUAAUCUGGAUGAAUAAUGUGGCCUGUAGUGGAUCAGAGUCUACACUGAAGAACUGUAAAUCAGCAGGAUGGGGAGUCAGGCUGGUUGGUGGUUCUCACUGCUCUGGGAGAGUGGAAGUGCUUCAUAGAGAGACCUGGUCCACAGUGUGUGAUGCUGACUUUGACCAGCAGGAUGCAGAGGUUGUGUGUCGAGAGCUGGGCUGUGGACUUCCGGUGGAGCUUCAGUGUAGAGGCAACGGAUCUCAGAUUUUCUUCUGUCCAACAUCAUCUUCACUCAAACACAACUGCUCCCAUGAUAAUGAUGUGGGUCUGGUGUGUGCUGGCAGUGUGAGGUUGGUGAAUGGUGACAGUCGCUGUACUGGGAGAGUGGAGGUUCUUCAUAGAGGACAGUGGGGAACAGUGUGUGAUGAUGGCUGGGAUAUGAGAGAUGCUGCAGUGGUGUGUAGAGAGCUGGGCUGUGGAGAGGCUGUAAAUGCACUGAGUGAUGCUCACUUUGGACCAGGAUCAGGACAAAUUUGGAUGGUUGACGUAGACUGUAGUGGGUCAGAGUCUACAGUGAAAAACUGCCACUCAGCACUUUGGGGUAAACAAGCGUGUAAUCACUCUAAUGAUGCUGGAGUUUUCUGCUCAGGAGUCAGGCUGGUUGGCGGUUCUCGCUGCUCUGGGAGAGUGGAGGUGCUUCAUGGAGAGACCUGGUCCACAGUGUGUGAUGCUGACUUUGACCAGCAGGAUGCAGAGGUUGUGUGUCGAGAGCUGGGCUGGUCAGAGGAGCUUCAGUGUAGAGGCAACGAAUCUCAGAUUCACUUCUGUCCAACAUCAUCUUCACUCAAACACAACUGCUCCCAUGACCGUGAUGUGGGCCCAGUGUGUGCUGACAGUGUGAGGCUGGUGGAUGGUGGCAGUCGCUGUGCUGGGAGAGUGGAGGUUCUUCAUAGAGGACAGUGGGGAACAGUGUGUGGUGAUUACUGGGAUAUGAGAGAUGCUGCAGUGGUGUGUAGAGAGCUGCACUGUGGAGAGGCUGUAGAUGCACUGAGUGAUGGUCACUUUGGAUCAGGAUCAGGACAAAUCUGGAUGAAUAAUGUGGCCUGUAGUGGAUCAGAGUCCACACUGAAGAGCUGUAAAUCACCAGGAUGGGGUAAACAUAACUGUGAUCAUUCUAAAGAUGCUGGAGUCAUCUGUUCAGAAGUCAGGCUGGUUGGUGGUUCUCGCUGUUCUGGGAGAGUGGAGGUGCUUCAUGGAGGGACCUGGUCCACAGUGUGUGAUGCUGACUUUGACCAGCAGGAUGCAGAGGUUGUGUGUCAAGAGCUGGGCUGUGGGCUUCCUGUGGAGGUGCUGGGAUCAGCUGCUUUUGGCAGAGGGGAGGGUCAGGUGUGGUCAGAGGAGCUCCAGUGUAGAGGCAACGAAUCUCAGAUUUACUUCUGUCCAACAUCUUCACUCAAACACAACUGCUCCCAUGAGAAUGAUGUGGGUGUGGUGUGUGCUGGCAGUGUGAGGUUGGUGGAUGGCGGCAGUCGCUGUGCUGGGAGAGUGGAGGUUCUUCAUAGAGGACAGUGGGGAACAGUGUGCGGCUAUAUCUGGAAUAUGAGAGAUGUUUCAGUGGUGUGUAGAGAGCUGAGCUGUGGGGAGCCAUUGAGCCUGGAUGCUGCUGUAGGAGGAUCAGGACCGAUCUGGAUGAGUCAUGUGGACUGCAGUGGAUCAGAGUCUACACUGAAACACUGUGGAUCACUGGGAUGGGGCAAACAUAUCUGUAUUCAUCUUUUCGAUGUUGAAAUUCAUUGUUCAGGUCAUAGAAGGUCCAAGCUUACUGGUGGUCCUCAUCGCUGCUCUGGGAGAGUGGAGGUGCUUCAUGAAGAGACCUGGUCCACGGUGUGUGAUGCUGACUUUGACCAGCAGGAUGCAGAGGUUGUGUGUCGAGAGCUGGGCUGUGGGCUUCCUGUGGAGGUGCUGGGAGCAGCUGCUUUUGGCAGAGGGGAGGGUCAGGUGUGGUCAGAGGAACUUCAGUGUAGAGGAAUUGAAUCUGAGAUUUCCCUUUGUCCAACAUCAUCUUCACUUAGACUCAACUGCACCCAUGGCAGUGAUGUGGGACUCAUAUGUUCUGGUCACACUCAGGCUCGGCUGGUGAACGGCUCUGACUCCUGUUCUGGUCGAGUAGAGCUCCAGUACCUCAGUGAAUGGGGCACAGUGUGUGAUGUAAGCUGGGAUAUGAGAGCUGCCAGUGUCCUCUGUGGUCAGCUGAAGUGUGGGAGUGCUGUGGCUGUGUUGGGGUCAGACUGGUUUGGGGAGGGGAGUGGCCAGAUCUGGGCUGAUGUGUUUGAUUGUCAGGGGAACGAAACACACCUGUCAAAAUGUCCCAUUUCAUCAUGGAGUCGCACUGCAUGCUCUCAUAAACAGGAUGCUGGAGUCAUCUGCAGUGGUUCACUCAUGGCAGUUCAUGAGGGGCAAGUGCGGUUGUCUGGAGGGAUGGAGUGUGAGGGGGAGGUGGAGGUUUACUUCAAGCAGGACUGGAGGAGAGUUCUGCUGGACUCCUGGAGUGAGUCUGUGGCCUCUGUGGUCUGCAGACAGCUGGGCUGUGGCUCCGUGUUCAGCUUCUCCAGCUCAUUUACAUCCAGUCCUGAACACGGCCAUGUGUGUGUGACGGGUUUCAAUUGUUCUGGGAGUGAAGCUCAUCUGGGGAACUGCAGCAGCGGACAAGCAGUCAACUGCAGCUCCAGAGAACAGCUCUCAGUCACCUGCUCUGCUCACAGCUCCAUCAGGCUGGUUGGUUCUGUGGGAGACUGUGCAGGAAGGCUGGAGGUUUUCCACAGUGGCUCAUGGGGGACAGUGUGUGAUGACUUGUGGGAUAUUGAGGAUGCGCAGGUGGUUUGUAGACAGUUGCAAUGUGGAGUUGCUCUCAGUGCUCCGGUACCAGCCCAGUUUGGACCUGGAACUGGACCCAUAUGGCUGAAUGAGGUGGAGUGUGAGGGAAACGAGACGUCCCUGUUUAACUGCAGAUUUCAGAUGUGUGGAGAAGAUGAAUGUGGCCACAUGGAGGACGUAGGAGUCGUAUGUUCCGAGUUUAAAGAGAUCAGACUCACUGAGGGCUGUCAGGGGAAUCUGGAAGUGUUCUACAAUGAAACCUGGGGUAAUGUGUGUACAAAUAACAUGGAUGAAGAAGUAGCAAAUUUGGUCUGUCAAGAGUUGAACUGUGGAAGAUCAGGCAGUUUGAGCCAAACCAAAGCAAGAGUGGAAUCAGCUCCUAACUGGCUGGAUGAUCUGAAAUGUAGGAAGCAUGACUCCAAUCUGUGGCAGUGUCCAUCUUCAGCCUGGGGACAGAACAGCUGUGAUAAUCUAAAUGAAGUGGCUCACAUUACCUGCUCAGGAGAGAUAAAUCAUUCUUUGCUGCAAAACCAUCUGAAAUGCUCCUCAUUUCCAAACCAGAGUCAAUGCUCAAAGCACCUGCCUCUCAGGCUGAGUGGAGGGAAUGGAAGCUGCUCUGGGAGGCUGGAGGUGUAUCACAACACUGAGUGGGGCUCCGUCUGUGAUAAUCAGUGGGACAUCAGGGAGGCUCAGGUGAUCUGCAGGCAGCUGGGCUGUGGGCCGGCGCUGAGUGCUGAUGGGAGUGCUGUCUUUGGUGCUGGUGUAGGGCCUAUCUGGCUGAACAGAGUGAAGUGUAGAGGGAAUGAGAUUCACCUGUGGGACUGUCCUCAUUCCCUGAAGGACCACGCUGACUGUUCCCACAGUCAGGACGCUGGAGUCACCUGUACAGACAUAUUUGUAUCCACCACUGUUACAUCCAGAGUAACUACUAUUACCAUCACAGCUGGCCAGACAGAGAACGAAACAGUUACUCCUCCACAAACUCUUUCAGCAGCUGUUCCAUCCAUCUAUCCAGUGUCUCUCCUGGUUCUGGGAGCGGUGCUCUUCCUGGCCUUAGUGCUGCUGUUUGCGCUGCUUUACCAGAACAGAGUGCUCAGGAGAGUGCUCUCUAAGAGGAAGCAUAAGACUCAGACUGAGGCAGUCUAUGAAGAGAUCGACCAGAGAAUCAUGACUAAGAGAAUGACUAAAAAGGUAAAUAUCCUCUCUGAAGAACAACAUUCAGGAUAUGAGGAUGUGGAUGAGGAGCUUCUCUCAGGAAAGGCUGUGAAUGAGGGAAAAGCUGAAUAUUAUAAUGAUGCCUCCACCCGUAGCCUGAAAAGUGAGGUGGGAACUAGAGACACUCCAGAUACCUAUGAUGAUGUCAUUUCUGCUGGACACACAACAACUGGAGAAGCAAAGAACAAGGUGGAGCUCUAUGAUGACGCCGUUCCUGCUGGAGAGAAUCUACAGGUUACAGCAGUGUACACACCAGAGAACUAUGAUGAUGUCAUCACUCCUGGACAGGAUUUUGGAGAUUCAGCAGGCUAUGAUGAUGUGGAGGUGUCUGAGAAAGAGGCACAAAUCAUCUGACAGAGACCCAAAUAAUGCGUCUACUCAGGAAAUGACAUUCGAGCUUCUUAAAAUCAGCCAAAGUUUGAACAACAACAAAUUAUUUUAUAUUCUUCUUGAAGAUGUUUGUAUUCUUGUGACUGUGCUAUUUUUUUACUCAGGAAGAGCAAAAUGUUCUAUUUAACUAAUUGCAUUCUAAGCCACUUUGCUUUCUUUUUCAAAAAAAAAUGAAAUUUAAAAACUUCAAAGAAAAACUGCUUAAAUACACACAUUAGCUUUAAUUUCAUGGCCUGUGAAUGUUAUUUACAUUUCAUUUCUUGCUUUAUUCAUUUGCUUUGCUGCUCUUUGUAGCUGCUCAUCAGUGAGGCUACAAAUUCUGUAUUAUGCAAAUGUUUAUUCAGUUCAGUCCUGAUUAUAUAGAGUAAUAAGUAAAUGAACAGCUCUUCAUGUUUCACUGUAAAGAGCAGAGACAGAUGAAGGUGUUUUAGGUUGGAGAUGCUGAUCAUUUUAGCAGCACAUAAGUGAUAAAUAUCAUGAUGUCAUCAUCAAUAGUGGUUUUUUUUUCUUAUUCAUUAGAAUUUUCUGGGGGAAUGACAUGAUACAGCCUACAUACAUGAUACAGUACUCCUAUAACCAGCACAGCAAUCACAGCUGACCUGCUGUCUCAGCAAAUGAGCUGAGCACUGACCAGUCAGACUGCUGAUUAGAGGAGUAAAGCAGUUUGUGUUGCAGCCGUAGUCAAACUACAUGUCAACAUCUAGAGAGAUUAUUACAAUUUUAGAAAAAAUCCAUGGGAGUAGGAUAAUUGUUAGCUGGAAAUUUAAAGAUUUAAUACCAUAUUAUUUUUCUUUGCUUGCUUAUAUUUUAUGGCCACAGAAUAUUUUAAAGUGGUCUUUUGUUGUUGUUUUUUUUUCUCCUGAAAUCUGGAGGUGCUGGAUCCCACUCAGCACUCCUCCUUCCCCCAUCGUUGCUUCAGAGUAUAUUUUGCCUGAUUAACAGUUCAAUCAUUGAUGUGAAAUGAAAAUAAAAGCUGAUAUUUUGCUGUA
Messenger RNA from Pygocentrus nattereri (red-bellied piranha), 5702 nucleotides. RefSeq names its product deleted in malignant brain tumors 1 protein-like. The transcript has 26 exons. Bases 1 to 4677 code for a protein of 1558 amino acids. Gene Ontology annotation, cellular component: membrane. Lineage: Eukaryota; Metazoa; Chordata; Actinopteri; Characiformes; Serrasalmidae. The record is from RefSeq and is a predicted model, not a curated record.